Messenger RNA from Trichoplusia ni (cabbage looper), 2340 nucleotides. It is a transcript of the gene IntS9, whose product is annotated as integrator complex subunit 9. The record is from RefSeq and is a predicted model, not a curated record. Lineage: Eukaryota; Metazoa; Arthropoda; Insecta; Lepidoptera; Noctuidae. The coding region runs from base 335 to 2272 and encodes 645 amino acids. Gene Ontology annotation, cellular component: integrator complex. The transcript is spliced from 6 exons. Gene Ontology annotation, biological process: snRNA processing.
AAACGAAAGAAGUAAACAUAAAAUAUGUACCUAACUGUCUCUCGCUGCAUCUGUGGCUGUAUUCUGUGGCUCUGACUCGUUGCCUUUUCUGAACUGUCAUACAUCUGUCAGAGUGUAAGACUCAAGACUGUUGUUGUGAUUUGUCAAUAACAAACAGUAUUUUCUUUAGUAGUUUGAGUUUAUCACAGAAAUAUUAAACCCUAAACCUAAUUAAAUAUGAUUUUACAACUAAUAUCUUAAAAACUUGAGUCCAACUAGUAUUAUUAACGUAAUUAACCAAUAUAAAAUGCCACUAUAAUAACAUAGGUUAGACUUUGUUGCCAACCCAUUCAAAAUGAAGCUCUAUUGUUUAAGCAGCGACGCAGCCAAGCCAUGCUUCGUGCUGUCGUUCAAGGAGCUGCUCAUCAUGCUGGACUGCGGUCUGUCGGCGCACUCGGUGCUGAACUUUCUACCGCUGCCGCCGGUGCCCAGCACGCGCCUUGCCUCGCUCCCGAACUACACCCCGCCACAUCUCAACGAUCCGCUCCUCGAAGGGGAGUUGAAGGAGUGCUGCGGACGCGUUUUUGUCGAUAGUAUUCCAGAGUUUUGUCCACCUCUAGACAAAGUAGUGGAUUUCUCGCAACUGGAUGUAAUCCUAAUUUCGAACUACACUUGCAUGAUGGCUCUUCCGUUCAUCACGGAAGACACGGGCUUCAAGGGGCAGGUGUACGCCACGGAGCCCACGCUGCAGAUCGGGCGCUUCUACCUGGAGGAGCUGGCCGAGUGGGUGUCGGGCGCGGCGGGCAGCGCGGCGGGCGCGGCGCGGCGCUGGAAGGAGCUGCUGCACGUGCUGCCCGCGCCGCUGGCGCACGCCGCGCGCCCGCGCUCCUGGCGCCGCCUGUUCGCGCCCGCCGCGCUGGCGCGGGCGCUGGCCCGCGUGCGCGUCGUGGGCUACGACGAGCGCGUGGACGUGUACGGCGCGCUCGACGCCACGGCCGUCAGCUCGGGCUUCUGCCUGGGCUCGGCCAACUGGGUGCUGCGGUCGGCGCACGAGAAGGUGGCGUACGUGAGCGGCUCGUCCACGCUGACCACGCACCCGCGCCCCAUCAACCAGGCGGCGCUGCGCGGCGCGGACCUGCUGGUGCUGGCGGCGCUGACGCAGACGCCGGCGCACAACCCGGACCACAUGCUGGGCGACCUGUGCGUGCACGCGGCCGUGACGCUGCGCGGCGGCGGCUCCGUGCUGCUGCCCGUGUACCCGAGCGGCGUGCUGUACGACCUGCUGGAGUGCCUGUCCGCGCACCUGGACGGCGCGGGGCUGGCCUCCGUACCGCUCUACGUCCUGUCACCGGUGGCAGACUCCUCGCUCGCCUACAGCAACAUCCUUGCCGAAUGGGUCUCCGUUGGCAAACAGGCGCGCGUGUACCUGCCGGAGGAGCCGUUCCCUCACGCGGCGCUGGUGCGCGCCGGCCGCCUCAAGCACGCGCGCGCUCUGCACGACGACGCCUUCAGCGCAGACUUCCGCCAGCCCUGCGUAGUUUUCUGCGGACAUCCUAGUUUACGUUUCGGUGCAGCCGUACAUCUCGUCGAGCUAUGGGCGUCGAAUCCGGCGCACGCCAUCAUAUUCACGGAACCGGACUUCCCGUACCUGGACGCCCUGGCACCGUUCCAGCCCCUCGCGAUGAAGGCCUUCCACUGCCCCAUCGACACGUCGCUGAACUACUCGCAGGCCAACAAGCUGGUGCGCGAGCUGCGGCCGCGCGAGCUGGCGCUGCCGGAGCAGUACGCGGCGCCGGGCCCGGGCGCGCCGCCGCGGCCGCACAUCGCCUGCGACGCGCCCGUCGUGGUGCUGCGGCGCGGGCUGGCGCGCGCGUGCGGCGCGCGGCGCGGCCUGGCGCGCGGCUGGCUGUCGGCCGCGCUGGCGGCGCGCGUGGCGCCGCGCGACGUGCGCGCCGGCCUGCGCGCCGCGCCGCUGGCGGCCGCGCUGCGCGUGCGCGACCGGCGCGUGUCGCUGGACGACGCGCCGCCGGGCGCGCCCGGGGCCGCGCGCCGGCCGCCGCCGCGCCUGGAGCUGGCGGCGCCGGACGUGGACGCGCUGGUGCGCGCGCUGGCGCGGGAGGGCGUGGCGGACGCGCGCGUGGAGCGGGGCGCGGACGGCUGCAUCGUGCACCUGCCGCGGCACGACACGCUGGUGCACGUGGAGCGCCACGCCACGCACGUGUUCUGCGAGGGCGACGCCGGCGUGCGCCAGGCGCUGCGCCGCGCCAUCGCCGCCUGCAUGCCGCACGUCUAGCGGCCCACCUACACUUACGUCUUACCAAUAAAGAGCAAUAUGUAAAUAUAACCUUCUGUCAUUAUUAA